AUGCCGUGUACCGAUGAAUGCUCAGCAGACUCCGUACAGAGAGAACGAGGGUCGACGUCUGCCAUCAACAGCCUGCCAUUCGUCCACGAGGAGAUGUCCUUCCCUCUUCGACGCAACAGGCAAUCGGGCAGGCAGCAAGAGCAAGGGCAAGGGGAGGAAAUAAUAAGGCUGGGGGUUGAUGCGCUGGAGGAGGUUCCGUGGCGGGAGUGGUUCGCCGACGUUUCACGUGUUACGUGUACCGUUCACGCAGCCGUGAGGUCGCUGGGACGAUGCGAUGCGAUGCGAUGCGAUGCGAAUACAAACGAGGGGAUGAGCGCGCGGUAUUUGGCGCUCGAAGGGCAGGGCCGCAGGAUCACGAGGCCGUCCGGGCGAAGGCCAUGGAUGAUGGAGCUGCGAAACUUGAAUUUCGCCUGCCUGCAUCAUCAACACAAGCAGCUCGACAUGAAGGUGGACCCACGAGCUUUCUUGAUCCCGCAUCCACUAGAACUAAUCCCGUUUCUGCGCCGCCGUUUUAAUACAGACUGCAGUAUGGAGGUGGACCCGGAAGUCAGGAAAGAGCAGGCCAGGCAGGGCAGUCACGGUGGCGGCGGUGGAUGUCCGAUGAGACAGCGUGCUGCAGCCAUGGCAACUAGUACUAUCUCAUUAUGCAGCAAAACGGCGCGAAAGAAGGCUGUUCUUGCGCAAUCUGCCUGGCCGUUGCCAUUCGAUGCCACUCAGGCUUCAGCAAUUCCCCCAACGAUAUCACACGAUAUCACAUCAAUUGCCGUCAGCCUCUUCCAAGAAAAGACGCCGCUCACGGACCCUGACCGCGCAUGCGCAUGCCUUCUUCCAAGGCGCGAGCGCACACGCGCAAAUCUCUUUGCACCGCACAUCCACGUCGGCUAUCUGAGCACACACCCCGAUGAACACUCUCCCGGAGGUCAAACGUCAAUCGCGCCGCCACAACGCCCACCAACUCAUGGCCCACCUCAUACGACGCCUGGCUCACACGUGCCUGAACGGAGCGAUCAUGCCUGUGACACCUCCUAUUCUGCCACUGCCUUACUCACGGAGGUCCUCCACUUUCUGCGCUGUCUGAAAGACAGGGUCCAUCCUGUUGCAACAGAACACCGCCACCUGCCACCUGACGAACUUGAACACGACAACGAAGCAUUGACAGCCCUUUCGACGACAAGUGCAACUUUCAACACUGCUGCCGAACGUCGCUGCCCAGUGGCUAGUCAGUCUGAAUAUCGGCCAAGAUGGCUGGUCAGUGCUGCAGCCUCCAGACCGUCACCCUCAGACAACACAUCGUCCACCAGCAUUGCAUCGUCCUGCACAUCAGGCGAACUUCUGCCUUGCCUGCCUGUUGACAUGUCGCUUCGGAUGCAAGCCUCGCUCAAGCUUGUUAGCGAACGGCCUGUCCGGCUACUGAGCUCCUUCGCGCCAUGCUGGGCAGUAAAGACAGCCGUGCACGAAGGACUGCCUUCGCCGCCUCCGCAUGAUGCACACGCCAACAAGGCCGUCCACACUGAAACGCUGACUGACCACCCAAGAACGGCAAUAGCUUUUCAUUGCUGA
Molecule: messenger RNA, 1560 nt
Organism: Pseudocercospora fijiensis CIRAD86
Lineage: Eukaryota; Fungi; Ascomycota; Dothideomycetes; Mycosphaerellales; Mycosphaerellaceae
Exons: 15
Coding region: 1-1560 (519 amino acids)
Source: RefSeq, a predicted model, not a curated record